AUGUUGAGAAUUUUUGUAAUAACCAUUCUAUGUUUACAUUUGUGUUGUGCCUCGAGUGACUGUACAAGCCACGACGAUCACGACGCUGUGUCUCGAGAAGAAGCAGAGAAAGCGACGAAGCUGAAGCUCGGUUCCAUCGCUCUGCUUCUUGUCGCCGGAGGUCUCGGCGUCAGUCUACCGUUGGUCGGGAAGAAGAUUCCGGCGUUACAGCCAGAGAACGAUAUCUUCUUCAUGGUGAAAGCUUUCGCCGCAGGAGUGAUCCUCUGCACAGGAUUCGUCCACAUCUUACCAGACGCGUUCGAGAGACUGAGCUCGCCUUGUCUCGAAGGCACGGCGGCUAGCAAGUUCCCGUUCGCCGGCUUCGUAGCGAUGGUGUCGGCGAUGGGGACGCUUAUGGUCGACACGUUCGCGACGGGGUAUUACAAGAGGCAACACUUCAGCAGUAACAAUGGGAUCAAGCAAGUGAACGUUGUGGACGAAGAAGAGCAUGUCGGUCAUGUUCACGUGCACACGCAUGCGAGUCACGGACACGCGCAUGGCUCGACGGAGUUGAUCAGGAGAAGGAUAGUGUCGCAGGUUCUUGAGAUUGGGAUCGUUGUGCAUUCGGUUAUCAUAGGAAUAUCGCUCGGAGCUUCACAGAGCACAGAGACCAUAAAGCCACUCAUGGCUGCUCUCUCUUUCCAUCAGUUCUUUGAAGGUCUUGGCCUUGGUGGCUGCAUCUCCCUCGCGGAGUUGAAGUCGAAAUCGACGGUGAUAAUGGCGGCGUUUUUCUCGGUGACGGCAUCGGUUGGGAUAGGUAUAGGUAUGGUGAUGUCCAGUGGUUUAGGUUACAGGAGAGAGAGCAAAGAGGCGAUAAUGGUGGAAGGGAUGUUGAACGCUGCAUCUGCUGGGAUUCUCAUUUACAUGUCACUCGUUGAUCUUCUUGCUCCUGAUUUCGUCAACCCAAGAUUGCAAUCCAAUCUCUGGCUUCACUUGGCUGCUUUUCUCUCUCUCCUUCUCGGUGCUGGUUCCAUGUCUCUCCUCGCCAUUUGGGCUUGA
Molecule: messenger RNA, 1038 nt
Organism: Microthlaspi erraticum
Lineage: Eukaryota; Viridiplantae; Streptophyta; Magnoliopsida; Brassicales; Brassicaceae
Source: the annotation of a GenBank genome assembly